AUGGACCCAGGAAACCUAUUGAGUUUGAGGUUUUAUUUGUAUGUCUUCCCCCUACCAGGCCUUAGUGAACUUCGAGCAUCCAUAUGUAGCUUCCAUGAGAAACGAGAUGGAUUAAGACUUCAAGACGAUUUAGUUGUUGUUGGCCCUGGAUCAAAGGAGCUCAUCUAUUUGCUCAUAAAUGUCUUCAAUGGAGAUAUUCUACUCUUAUCACCUUCCUGGACAACAUACAAGCCACAGACCCAGCUAGCAAAUCAGAGAGUCUUUACUAUCAAAACUACCCUUGAAGAUAAUUGGAAACUAACCCCUUUUCUUCUUGAGCAGACCCUGCAACAACAUGAGCUGAAGAGGAACCGACUUUUGAUUCUCUGCAAUCCAGACAAUCCAACUGGCACUGCAUAUAGCGAGGAGGACUUCAUAGCCCUGAGCUCUGCCUUGAGGAAACAUAACAUCAUUGUGCUUAGUGAUGAGAUCUAUGCUGCAACAAACUUUGAAUGCUGCCACAAGACGCUAGCCAAGUAUUAUCCCGAAGGUACUGUUCUGUCUAGUGGAAUUUCUAAAUGGGCUAGUGCUGGUGGAUGGCGGCUAGGUUACAGUAUAUAUCCCCCAGAGUUGAAGGUUUUACACAAGGCUGUAUGCAGUGCUGCAAGUCACACUUAUUCAUGUGCCUCAGGACCUGUACAACAUGCAGCUAUUUGGCUCUUUCGUUUUGAUGAAGAGUGUGAGAGAUAUGUGUAUCACACAUCAAAGAUCCUUCAGGCUGUAGCUGCAUUCUGUCACAGAGAGCUGACAUCUGUUGGAGUGAAAGCAAUCAUGCCAAGAGGAGGAUUCUACAUCUUUCCUGAUUUUGAGGUGAUACGUGAGGCCCUAGCAAAGAGAGGCAUCACAACUGGUGAAGCCAUGUGCAAGGCACUGUUAGAAGAAGCAGAUGUAGCUGUUAUGUCUGGUGGUCCAGCCUUCCUUCGUCCUGAUGAUGAGUUCACUGUCCGCCUCUGCUACAUCAACUUUGAUGGUGCCUUUGCUCUUACGGCUAGUCAACAACAUUCUGAUGAACCAAUCACAGAUGACUUCUUAAAUCUGUAUUGCAAACCUGUUGUUGAAGGCAUCCUGGCCAUCAAGAACUGGGUUCAGAAGCAACUUGAGAGUGGCAAGUAGUGUAGACUCAAUGUCAUAUGAUUUUUACACAAGUUUAUCAUAGCAGGUCAAUCAGGAUUACAAACACAUGCUCUAAUAACCUGUAAAUAUUAUGUGUGAUUGGAGUGCUUGAUUACUCUUAUAUUUUAUCUUCUGUCAUAUGUUUGUUAUAGUUACCUACAUAGAAACCUUAUAAAGUCUGACUGCUGGCAUAUUAUGCAUAUAUUUAAUUCUAGAGUUUCUCUCUUUCAGAAGGCUGGUGUAUCUUGAUUAAAAUUUAGAAUUAAAAAAAUGUAGAAAUAUUUUUUGGAUCAUAUUUCAUCUUAAAAGCCAUCAAAAUAUGUAUAUCUAUCAUAUAUUAUAAAAGGUAAAGAAACGUAUACAAGGAGGUGGGAAUUUUCCCAUAUAUGCCACAACUUUUCUUGUUUAUUUUAUAUUUUCUUCAUCACUUUAGUCAAAGAAGUUACAGUAAUUUUGAUCUUACAUAUUAUCAAAAGGACUCAAAAGAUUUUAACAAGAAAAUAAAUUUGAACAUUUGUAGUUUCAAUAGAUACAAUCUAUUAGAAAAAAAAUGUGAAUUUUGCAUUAUUGGCUCAUCAAUUUGGAAACACAGCCUUAAUCACUUUUCUAUAAAACGAGGCAAACUUAAAAAUGCUGUGAUUUUUGUCUCACCUGCGAAGCAGAGUGAGACUAUAGGCGCUGCUUUUCCGACGGUGGCGGCGUCAACACCAAAUCUUAACCGAAAGUUAAGUUUUUGAAAUGACAGCAUAACUUAGAAAGUAUAUGGACCUAGUUCAUGAAACUUGGCCAUAAGGUUAAUCAUGUAUCACUGAACAUCCUGUGCGAGUUUCAGGUCACAUAACGAAGGUCAAAGGUCAAUGAACUUUGGCCAUGUUGUGGGUAUCUGUUGAAUUAUUAUCAUAACUUUGAAAGUUUAUUGGUCUAGUUCAUACAACUUUGACAGAGGCGCUCCACUUGUUAUAUCUUUUUUAGUGCUGGGUGAUAUUUCAAUAUUAUCAAAAUUAUGCAAUAUCUAAAAAAUAUAUUAAAUAUUGGAUAAGGGUUUGAUGAUUAUGAAAAGUUAAUCACUAUUUAAUGACCAAAAUGCUGUUCUGUAUUAUUUUAAACCAAUUUGGAACUUCAUAUUGGUCCCCAAAUGCCUGCAUUUCCUGGAAAGCACUGAUGAAAGUCUUACUUUCAUUUCCUCCCUUCCCUGCAUUCAUGGAAUUGCAGAUCAUAAUGAAAUAUAUGAUGAAUCUUCAGACUCGGCUAUAUAUCGUGUUAUGGGCGAUAUUUUGCUGGCAAUAAUUGACUAACAUCAAAAUCAAAAUAUCAACCAGCACUAAUCUUAUUUUCUAUCUUUUUACUCAUAACUCAUUGUAUCGAAUAUUUUACUCAUUCUUUUUAAGUUUUACUUAACUUAUGUAAUGACUAGUACCUCUCAAUGGUAAACCUUAUAAAAUGAGUUUUUUGUGUAUCUCAAAGAGCAAACUUUAAACUCAUUUUAUAAGGUUCCUCUACCUCUUGGUAAGAAUAGAUCUGUGGAUGCUUAUACCAGGAACAAGUAGACCUACUUAUCUCAUUCCACCUAAAUCUAUAUGCAGUGGCACUUGUAACCUUCUAUACUGAACUAUUCUCUGAAGAAAAUCCAAUGCCAGUAAAAUAAAUCAAAUUCAUUUCAUGUUUUAUAUGGUUUAUUUUUGUUUAAUCAUGUAUUAAAAUUAUUGUAGAAUUAUUACCUCUAUGAGGUCACAUGGUAAGGUCAAAGGUUAUUUUGAGGUUAAUGUUAUGACACAUAACUCUGCAACUGUAAGUCACUUUUAUACCAAACUUGGGUUGCAUGUGUACUUAGGAGACCUGCAUGUUAUUGUGUUCGGAGGUCACCAUGGUAAGGUCAAAGUUCAUUUGGAGGUCAACAUUGAAAUUAAUUGCAUGACUCACUUAUGACAAAUGUUAUUCCAUCCAAGUUAUUUCACAACAAAGUUUUGAUACAAUUCUUUUGCGUGCCCUCGCAAAUCACAAUUUUUCUGGUAGUUCCCAUAAGUGGGCGAGACACAAAAUCACUUAGGCCUUGUUGCUUUUUUUUUUUUUUUUUUGAGGGGGGGGGGUUAAGGCAAUGACUAAAGCCUAACCAGUGUGUAUGAAUUAAUUGGCUUCAAAGAGCUUCCCAUCUUCCUUGAUACUGCUGCAUCUGCAGACUAGUUUAAGAAGCUCAUGAAGGUCAAGGGAAAGUGAAUUUACGUUUACCAGUAAAUCAAAUCAGGAAAUCUGUUUUGGUUCUUUACUUUUCAUGUGGAUAUUCAUUGAAGUUAUCUUUGCGAAACUGAAUUCAUGUUUCUUACUCUGUACAUUUUCUAUGACAAAACAGAAUUUCCAUUUUCAAUUCAGAUUAAAAACAGAAUUACAAGUUUUCACAAACAUUCUUUUGAAACAGAAAAGUCACUGUCCCUACAAUUGUUAAUGAACUUUGACUGCCAUUUAUUUUUUGCUCAACUUGUCUAUUUUGAAAUGAUAUUACUAUUGAGUGGCCAACAUGUACCUUUUUAUAUAUAGAAGCAAAUGACAACCCUUCAUCUCAAGGAAAAUGUGAUAUAGGCCUACUUAAUACUCAGAUAAUCGGAUUGUUAUGCUGUAUCCUACCAAACUCUGCAUCCCACUUCAACCCAGCCUCCCUUAAUUUUACCCAUUUACAUCUAAAUUCUGUACUAAUUCCAAUAUGCUUUGUACAGGGACCACCUCUUUUCAGUAUCUAAUGUAUUAAAGUGUUUAUUGAAGUAGGCUUUAGCAAUAACAUAUUUGGAACAUCAUCAGUACUAUUUCAAGUUGUGAAUGAUAAUGACUAAUGAGUUUAUUAUGAUGUUUAUUUUUGAUCAAAUAUAUUUUUAUGUGAAAUUAGAUUAUUUCAAUCUUUAGUUUGAUGUUUAAAAUUACAUAAUGAUUAUGUGGACCAAAUGGCAACUAAGUAUUCAUGUGUGUUAUUGAGGAACGUUAAAAAUUGUGAUAUUUUUAAUAGUGCUUAGAUGUUUAUUAGCAUUAAUUACAUAUAUAUAAUAUAUAUUCAUAUUAUAUCUUUAAUUUUUUCCAUAUCUUUUUUUUUCUUCAAAGUGCUGCAGGAUGGCCAAGGGCACGAAUAUUACAGAUUUUACAGAUGAAAUGAGAAUUUUCACUAGACAUCAGACCCAAUGCACAAAAUCAAAUGUAGGUCUUGAAUGUGCACUUUUGAAUGGGUGAAAUGCAAGUUAUGUUUGAUUUUUGUGAGUUGAAUUUAAACUCAACUCUAUGUGAAAUGAGCUCUUGGAGCAACUCUGUGUAUUGUCUUAAUUCAUGAAAAAAAAUCAUUGCUAUACAAUUUACUUUAAAAAGCAAUUAUUCAUUUAACAGUAUAUUACUAUAAAUGUCAUUGACAGGAUGAAAUAAAAAUACAUAUUCAUAUAGAAAUGUAG
Messenger RNA from Lytechinus pictus (painted urchin), 4574 nucleotides. RefSeq names its product aspartate aminotransferase-like. Gene Ontology annotation, molecular function: catalytic activity; pyridoxal phosphate binding. The coding region runs from base 1 to 1152 and encodes 383 amino acids. Gene Ontology annotation, biological process: biosynthetic process. The record is from RefSeq and is a predicted model, not a curated record. The transcript is spliced from 12 exons. NCBI's taxonomy places the organism in Eukaryota, Metazoa, Echinodermata, Echinoidea, Temnopleuroida, Toxopneustidae.